This is a messenger RNA of Filobasidium floriforme, 243 nucleotides long. RefSeq lists its product as uncharacterized. The record is from RefSeq and is a predicted model, not a curated record. The transcript has a single exon. Lineage: Eukaryota; Fungi; Basidiomycota; Tremellomycetes; Filobasidiales; Filobasidiaceae. The annotation marks the transcript as partial.
AAAGUGCUUCCCAAGAGAGAGGGGGGUGAGGUAGCCGCGAGGGUGCAUCGAGAACACGGCCACGUUGGGCGGGACCUUACCCUGGGAAAACUCAUUCGUACGACGCAUUGGGCGGGAAUGCGCAAGGACAUCGACGAAGCGAUAGCUCAAUGUCGCAGAUGUUGUCAGUUCGGGCACCGCAUGCAAAAGUACCUCCUCAAGCCGGUAUUCGCCUUUCGACCAUUUGACACGGUCGCGAUGGAU